GUAUAUUAUAUAUAUUGGCAAUUGUGGUUGGUUUAAUUAAUGUCAGUGAAUGGUGCUGCUCAUGUCUGCAAAUAAAGCAUGCAAUAUAACGCUGCAACUUGUACUAUAAGACUAAGUGCAUGAACCUAGAAGAGAAAGUUACCAUGGACUUGGUUCCUCCAUCUGAUCAACACCUUUGUUACGUUCGUUGCAACUUCUGUAACACUGUCCUCGCUGUUGGAAUACCAUGCAAGAGGCUACUAGACACUGUGACAGUAAAGUGUGGACACUGCAGCAACCUCUCUUUUCUCACAACAAGACCACCAAAUUCCAAAACUCAGACUGUUGAUCAUACCCUCACUCUCCAGGGAAUUUACAGUUGCAAAAAGGGACAACCAUCGUCUUCCUCUUCUUCUUCCCCAACUACAUCACCUGAGUCAUUGUCCCCUAAACCACCACCAUUUGUUGUCAAACCACCAGAGAAAAAGCACCGUCUGCCUUCUGCUUACAACCGUUUCAUGAAAGAGGAGAUACAGCGCAUCAAAGCAGCGAACCCUCAGAUCCCACAUAGAGAAGCUUUCAGUGCUGCUGCAAAAAAUUGGGCUAGGUUCAUCCCUAAUUCACCAACCAGUUCACUUUCUGCAACUAAACGUAACACUGAAUGAAAGUUUUAUGGCAUCAAUGAGGAUUUGGAGCAAAGUGAAGCAUUAGGUGUCUACUAGUUUUAAAUAAGUUAAGUUAUUAUAAAUAUUGCUAAGUUGUAUUGUUGUCUUCUAAUACCUUCAGUGUGGAGGAUUUUAUAUGUUAUAAACCAGUUUCAUAAUGGUUAUUAGACUUUAUAUUAUUAAUAUUUUAUGUAUGAAAAUGUGUUUGGGUGUGGUAAAA
Molecule: messenger RNA, 864 nt
Organism: Lathyrus oleraceus (garden pea)
Lineage: Eukaryota; Viridiplantae; Streptophyta; Magnoliopsida; Fabales; Fabaceae
Product: protein CRABS CLAW
Exons: 7
Coding region: 120-644 (174 amino acids)
Biological process (GO): cell fate commitment; floral meristem determinacy; style development
Cellular component (GO): nucleus
Source: RefSeq, a predicted model, not a curated record